AUGACAAUGGAGAAGCCACCAAUGCAUGGUUCAGGAGCUGAUAAUGGUAAACCAGUAACCACAUUUGUUCACACAGACACAAAUGCAUUCAGGGAAGUAGUGCAACGUUUAACAGGUCCCUCAGAAGCCAAUGCAGCAAAAGAAGGAGAGGCCUCAACAAAGGUUACCAAUGUGAAGAAGACAACAACAACAACAGCCAAACUCCAUGAGAGAAGGAAAUACAUGAAGCCUAAACUUGAGAUUGUUAAACCUCCUUUUUAUUUUAAACCAGGUGCAUGUUUAUCACCCUCUAAGUCAAGAAAUUCUAGCUUUCCUCCAAGUCCUGUAUCAGGUAGUUCAAGUCUUCUUCCAAGCCCCACCACCCCUUCAACAUUGCUCUCUCAAUUAACUAUUAUGGAAGAUGAAAAGAAAGAAGAGUCAGUAACAACAGGACUAAACAUAGAAGAAGAAGAGAAAGCUAUCAAAGACAGGAGAUUUUAUUUGCAUCCAUCACCAAGGUCUAAACCAGGUUACACUGAGCCAGAAUUGCUUGCUUUGUUUCCUCUGGCUUCUCCCAAUGCAAGUGAGAAAGUAUAAUUUUGAAGAUCAUGAGCUGCUAUUCUAUAUUAUGUGCUGCAUGCUUCAAAUUACAGAUACCACAUGUUG
Messenger RNA from Gastrolobium bilobum, 645 nucleotides. RefSeq names its product VQ motif-containing protein 31. The record is from RefSeq and is a predicted model, not a curated record. The transcript has a single exon. Bases 1 to 576 code for a protein of 191 amino acids. Lineage: Eukaryota; Viridiplantae; Streptophyta; Magnoliopsida; Fabales; Fabaceae.